AUGGCGAUGCCUGUAACAAAUUGUUCGCUAGAUGAUAUCGAUUUGGCAGCAUUGAAGGAGCCAGCUGGUAUUUUUGAGCUGAUAGAAGUUGUCGGAAAUGGAACCUAUGGACAGGUUUACAAGGGACGACAUACAAAGACUGGUCAGUUAGCAGCCAUUAAAGUCAUGGAUGUAACAGAAGAUGAGGAAGAGGAGAUUAAAUUAGAAAUCAAUGUACUGAAGAAGUAUUCAAAUCAUCGUAACAUUGCCACAUAUUAUGGAGCAUUUAUAAAGAAAUCACCGGCUGGAAAAGAUGAUCAGUUGUGGCUUGUCAUGGAAUAUUGUGGAGCUGGAAGUGUGACCGAUUUAGUCAAAUCAACAAAAGGACAAAGUCUGAAAGAGGAAUGGAUUGCGUAUAUCUGUCGUGAGAUAUUGCGUGGAUUGAGUUAUUUGCAUAGCAAUAAAGUCAUACAUAGAGAUAUUAAGGGACAAAACGUAUUACUUACCGAUAAUGCUGAAGUUAAACUUGUCGAUUUUGGUGUUUCGGCUCAACUCGAUAGGACUAUUGGGCGUAGAAACACAUUUAUUGGACCCCUUAUUGGAUGGCUCCAGAAGUUAUUGCUUGUGAUGAGAAUCCAGAUGCCACUUACGAUAAUCGAUCGGAUUUAUGGUCGUUGGGUAUUACAGCACUUGAAAUGGCUGAGUCUCAACCGCCACUUUGUGAUUUGCAUCCAAUGCGUGCACUUUUCUUAAUUCCCCGUAAUCCUCCUCCACGUCUCAAGUCAAAGAAAUGGUCAAAGAAAUUUCAUGGAUUUAUUGACACUGUUUUAGUCAAAGACUAUCAUCAAAGACCGUAUACUGAACAAUUGCUAAAGUGUCCAUUCAUCAAAGAACAGCCCACAGAACGUCAAGUGAGAAUUCAGUUGAAGGAUCACAUUGAUCGUUGCAAGAAACGUAAGCAAGAGAAGGAACGUGAAGAUUAUCAUUACUCCGGAAGUGAGAAUGAAGAGGAGGAACCACAGACUGCUGGUGAACCUUCAUCGAUUAUUCAGGCACCUGGAGGUGAUACAUUACGUCGUAACUUUGCACAAAUCCAAGAAGGACAUCAGAAGGCUGCUGAAGCUAAUGGUGCUGCAAAUCGCAAUCAAAAGCCUCAACCACAGCAGCAGCAUUCUCGUGAAAAGCCAAUUGAAGAGCCAGUUCCACGACCAGCACUGCCACAACGAUUAAUUGUUGUUCCUGAUCCUCCAAUAAUUCAACAGCCAAUAAUACCACAGCCAACACCACAACCACCAACUCAAACUCCAAAUCAACAUGCAAAUCGUCCUUUGCCACCGACACCUAAGAACGGAUCUUCAUCAUCCCAACCAAAUUCCAAUCAGUCAUCGCAACAGCAAGCACAACAACAAACACCACCACAACGUAAUUCUCAAAAUCUCUUCAAGCCUAUGCUUCCGCCACGACGUCCUGAGUCACAACCACAACAACCCGAGGCACCACCACGAAGCAAUCGAUCAUCAUCUGGAGCAUCAUCAGCUAAGCAAACGACACAGAGUUCGAAUAAUAAUAAUAAUCAGCCCGUCAAUCCACUUGAUCCAAUUGAGGACUCUGACACUGACUCUGAACCAGAUGAACCGAAUGAUAGAGCUCGAAAUGAUGGAACAUUAUUAGCAAGUGACCCACCGAAACCUCUACCCGGAUUAAUGUCUGGUGAGAGUACAGCAACAGCUUCUACAAAUCAAAGUAGUGGUCCACCAAAUCGACCAUUACCGCCUACACCAGACGACGAUGCUCAAGGAGAUCGAACUCUAAUAAUGAAACGGAAUCUUGCUAGCCAGUCAUCGACAUCAGUUGCAACGACGGGAUCAUCGACAUCAACAACAUCAGAAAAUGAUGAAGCAGUUCUAUUGCGUGAGUGGAAUUUUGAGAGAUUUUUCCCUGAACGUUCGUCAAUGUCGAAUGUUGAAAAGGGAAAAUUACUUAGUGGAAAUGACAAUAAAAAUAAAAAUAAUUUAGCAUAUAUGGAGAAGAAAAAGAUUGAGGAGAUGAACAAUAAAUUGAAGCUGGAAAAUCGUGUAAAAAAUGCAAUAUUCACAAAGAAUAAUAAUCUCAAUUCACCGCAGAAUCAAAAGAUUGUAGCUGAAAAACGUCCUGAGAAUGCAGACUCUAGAUUUUCGAAUUUCGUGCGAGGCUUUCGAAGGGAACAUACAGACUUCUUUCCUUCGUCUAAGCGUCACUCGGCGAUAUUUAGCGAGCAAUUGUCACCAAUUAAAAAUAAUUCACCACCAAAAGUUCAAAGAUCAAGUGCCAUUUUCCAACGGAAAGUACCCAAGGGUGAACCAAUUCUUACUGAUUUUAUUCCUAAACGUGAUAAUACUUUAGAUAAGUCAAGUCCGAAUCAAAGCACACCAAAAACUGGAGAAAAUUCUAAAUCAAAUUCACCGGCAGCUGUAAAAUUGCGGAACCAAAUGCCAUCGAAUAAUGACUUUUUAAGAAUGAGACGCGAAAAGACGGAAUCUGUCAUUUUUGUAUCUCCGCGAAAUGCCAAUAGUGCAGCUGUCGAAUCAUUUCAACAAUUACAACAGCAGCAGAAUCGCGGAAGUGAGAACAAUAACAUGGGUGCACGUACGAGUGUAUUGCCUGAUUUGUUAAGUCAAGCCUCACCGGCAACACCGCCAAGACAUGAUCGAUCAACGAGUGAAGAGUAUCGCGCGGCUGUUAAUAAUUCACCUCAUUCCUCUCCCGUGUCUAAAUCACACCAAAAUUCACCCCACCACAAACCCUCCCUUGUUAUAUCCCCAUUCCAUCAUCAACAUCUAUCCCCCUCAUCACAAAGUGAUAAAUUGGCUCAUAUUAAUUCUAAUUCACCCAAUAAUUCACAUUUAAUGCAUCCCCAUUCGCUUGCCCUACAACAGAAACAACGAAGCUUCCUCACAUUCGGAUUCGGUGCUGGCAGCUCAGGCGGAGCUUCUCGACGUGAAAGUCAUGUAAAUGUUAAUGUAACACCAACAUCUCAACACGAUGCAACUAGUGAUACACCUGAAAUUCGUAAAUAUAAGAAACGAUUCAAUUCCGAGAUUCUUUGUGCUGCUUUAUGGGGUGUAAAUCUCCUGAUCGGUACAGAGAAUGGAUUAAUGUUAUUGGAUAGGUCUGGACAAGGAAAGGUCUACCAAUUGAUUUCAAGACGGCGUUUCCAACAAAUGGAAGUGCUUGAAGGACAAAACAUUCUCGUCACAAUAUCGGGAAAGAAGAAUCGUGUUCGCGUGUAUUAUUUAUCAUGGCUUAAAUCAAAAAUUUUACGAACUGACGGAUUAUCAGAUCAAGUUGAACGACGUAAUGGAUGGAUUAACGUUGGCGAUCUGCAAGGAGCUGUUCACUUUAAAAUUGUGAAAUACGAGAGAAUCAAGUUUUUAGUGAUUGCGCUGAAAGAUUCGAUAGAAAUAUAUGCUUGGGCGCCAAAACCUUAUCAUAAAUUUAUGGCUUUUAAAAGCUUUGGUGAAUUGAAUCAUCGACCACUCUUGGUGGAUUUAACAGUCGAGGAACAAACAAGAUUGAAAGUCAUUUAUGGAUCUGCUGAAGGCUUCCAUGCUGUUGAUUUAGAUUCAGCUACAGUCUAUGAUAUUUAUUUGCCAAAACAUACUCAAGGACCAAUUACUCCACAUUGCAUCGUGACAUUGCCUAAUUCAAAUGGAAUGAACUUGCUGUUAUGUUACGAUAAUGAAGGUGUUUAUGUGAACACAAUGGGACGUGUAUCAAAGAAUUUCGUACUGCAAUGGGGCGAAAUGCCAACAUCAGUGGCAUUCAUUGGAACAGGACAGAUUAUGGGAUGGGGAAAUAAAGCAAUUGAGAUACGUUCCGUUGAAACGGGUCAUUUAGACGGUGUUUUUAUGCAUAAGAAAGCUCAACGCCUUAAAUUCCUGUGCGAACGUAACGACAAAGUAUUCUUCAGCAGUGCAAAAGGUGGUUCGUCUUGUCAAAUUUACUUUAUGACAUUAAAUAAGCCUGCAAUGAUGUCAUGGUAA
Messenger RNA from Chironomus riparius, 4001 nucleotides. The record is from the annotation of a GenBank genome assembly. NCBI's taxonomy places the organism in Eukaryota, Metazoa, Arthropoda, Insecta, Diptera, Chironomidae.